Messenger RNA from Motacilla alba alba, 9904 nucleotides. RefSeq names its product nuclear receptor binding SET domain protein 3 (gene NSD3). Gene Ontology annotation, molecular function: histone H3K36 methyltransferase activity; protein binding. NCBI's taxonomy places the organism in Eukaryota, Metazoa, Chordata, Aves, Passeriformes, Motacillidae. The coding region runs from base 377 to 4678 and encodes 1433 amino acids. The transcript has 24 exons. The record is from RefSeq and is a predicted model, not a curated record. Gene Ontology annotation, cellular component: chromatin; nucleus. Gene Ontology annotation, biological process: regulation of DNA-templated transcription.
GGCGGCGGGGGGCGGGCGGGGGUGGAGGCGCUCGGCGGGGCCGCACCGGCAGAGCCGCUCCAGCGCCGCCGCCGCCAGCGCCUCCCUCGGCCGCCGACCCGCCGGACCCCGCCAGCGCCUCCCUCGGGCGCUGGGGGCGGGCGGCCUCCCCCGGGGCGGAGCCGGCGCCAGCGGCGGGGGCGCGGAAAUCGAGGCCGGGGCUCCGUCGCGGCCUUGCUGGUGCUGCGGGAGAAGGAGAAGGAGGCGGAGGCCCCGCGCCGCCCCCGCCGCCGCCUUUGUCUGCGCGGGGCCGGGCGGACGCGGCGGGGCCGUGAGAAUGGAACUGACUGAAGGCCCUAUGAGAAAAAGGGAAAGCUAAGGAUGCUGGAGCAGAACAAUGGAUUUCUCUUUCUCUUUCAUGCAAGGGAUCAUGGGAAACACAAUUCAGCAACCACCUCAACUCAUUGACUCGGCCAACAUCCGCCAAGAGGAGGCCUUUGAUGGCAGCGGUGACAUUGCCGAGGAUGGGGGCCGGACGCCGUACGAGGCCGCGCUGCAGCAAGGCUUCCAGUACCCCACGGCAGAGGAGCUGCCCCCCCUCAGCAACGGCUACCCCCCGGCCAUCAGCAUGUACGAGCCCCAGGGCAAGUACCAGCCCUACCAGUAUCCCAACGGAUCGGCCAACGGCUUCGGCACGGGCAGGAACUUCAGCCCCCCGGAGUAUUACCAGCUGGAGAACUCCAACGCCAGGCCGCACGAAGUCGUGGAGAAACCUUCCCCUCCUUCCCAGCCGCCGCCUCCGCCACCACCUUCAGCUCCACAAGUGGGGAUUCCAAAGAAGACUGGCUCACCAGAGAUCAAACUCAAAAUAACCAAAACUAUCCAGAACGGCAGGGAAUUGUUUGAGUCCUCCCUGUGUGGGGACCUGUUGAAUGAAGUCCAAGCGAGGGAGUACGCUAAGGCAAAACACGAAGGGAGGAAAGAGAAAAGGAAAAAAAGUAGCAAGCAUGACUCUUCCCGCUCGGAAGAGCGCAAGUCACACAAAAUUCCAAAAUUAGAACCAGAGGAGCAAAAUAGACCAAACGAGAGGCUUAGCACACUCUCUGAGAGACCAAGAGAAGAAGCAGUGCUGGAGGAAGCCCCGGUCCAGCAGCUCGUGCCGUCCCUUCCCACGCAGGUCACCCACGACGUCAAGUUCCAGGUUGGGGAUCUGGUUUGGUCCAAGGUGGGGACGUACCCGUGGUGGCCUUGCAUGGUGUCCUGUGAUCCACAGCUUGACGUGCAUACCAAAAUUAAUACAAGAGGUGCCCGGGAAUACCACGUGCAGUUCUUCAGCAACCAGCCAGAGCGGGCCUGGGUGCACGAGAAGCGCGUCCGGGAGUACCAAGGGCACAAACAGUACGAGCAGUUACUGGCUGAGGCAGCCAAGCAAGCCAGCAACCACUCUGAGAAACAGAAGAUUCGCAAGCCGCGGCCGCAGAGGGAGCGAGCGCAGUGGGACAUUGGCAUUGCCCACGCCGAGAAGGCGCUGAAAAUGACCCGGGAAGAGAGGAUAGAACAGUACACCUUCAUUUACGUAGACCAAGAGCCGGAGGAGGCUUUGGCCAAAGCCAAAAAGACUGCUGCUUCCAAAUCGGAGGCCAAGAAGAACCGGCGGCCGAAGGUGGCGCCGAGCUCGCAGCCGGAGCACGCCGGCGCGGCGGCCGGCUCGUCGCCUUGCCACGGCGAGCGCCGGCAGGGCCAGCGCAGGCAGCCCAGCCCCGAGGAGGAGGAGGCUCCCCCCGUGAAAAUCGCCUGGAAAACAGCUGCGGCUAGGAAGUCCCUGCCGGCUUCCAUCACCAUGCACAACCUGGAUCUGCAAAAGUGUAACAUGUCUCCGGUUGUUAAAAUUGAACAGGUUUUUGCCCUUCAGAAUGCUGCUGGGGAUGGAAAGCUCAUCGAUCAAUUUGUUUAUUCCACCAAGGGAGUUGGUAACAAAACAGAAAUAAGCGUCAAAGGACAAGAGAAGCUGAAUUCUUCGUCAGCUCAGAGAAGUGAGAAAGCAGUGGUGCAAAACGCGUCCUCUCCUGAGACAACUUCUGGGGCAGCAGGUUCUGUAGAAAAGAAGCAACAGAGAAGAUCGAUUCGAACCCGCUCCGAGUCUGAGAAAUCCACCGAAGUUGUGCCAAAGAAGAAGAUCAAAAAGGAGCAGGUUGAAGCUGUCCCACUGGCAGCAGUGAAGACGGGGUUGCAGAAAGGUGCCAGUGAGAUUUCAGACUCUUGUAAACCCUUGAAGAAGAGAAGUCGUGCCUCCACAGACAUGGAACUGACCAGCUCAGCCUACAGGGACACGUCUGACUCUGACUCCAGAGGACUCAAUGAUUUGCAGGGCAGUUUUGGGAAGCGUUCAGACAGCCCCUCAGCCACUGCUGAUGCUGAUGCCUCAGAUGUGCAGUCAGUGGACUCCAGCUUAUCCAGGAGAGGAACUGGAACAAGUAAAAAAGACACUGUUUGUCAGAUCUGUGAGAGCUCCGGCGAGUCGCUGCUGGCCUGCGAGGGCGAGUGCUGCAGCAUGUUCCACCUGGAGUGUCUCGGCCUGAAGGCCAUGCCUGAGGAAAAGUUCAUCUGCACCGAGUGUAAGAACGGAGAGCACACGUGCUUUUCCUGCAAGCUGCCUGGCAAGGAUGUGAAGCGCUGCUCUGUCAGCUCCUGCGGCAAGUUCUACCACGAGGCCUGUGUGCGCAAGUUCGCCACGGCCCUGUUCGAGUCGCGCGGCUUCCGCUGCCCGCAGCACUGCUGCACCGCCUGCUCCAUGGACAAGGACAUGCACAAAGCCAGCAAAGGUCGCAUGGCGAGAUGUCUGCGCUGCCCCGUGGCCUAUCACUCUGGAGACGGCUGCAUCGCUGCAGGAAGCUUGUUUGUGUCAUCCCACAUCCUCAUCUGUAGUAACCAUUCCAAAAGGACUCACUCCUCAUCAGCUGUAAAUGUAGGCUUUUGUUUCGUUUGUGCAAGAGGGCUGGUAGUGCAGGACCAUUCAGACCCCCUGUUCAGUUCCUAUGCCUAUAAGUCCCACUACCUACUGAAUGAGUCAAAUCGUGCUGAGUUGAUGAAAUUACCUAUGAUUCCUCCUCCUUCGUCAGCUUCCAAAAAGAAAUGUGAGAAAGGUGGCAAACUGUUGUGCUGUGAGUCGUGCCCAGCUUCCUUCCACCCCGAGUGUCUCAGCAUAGAAAUGCCAGAGGGAUGCUGGAAUUGCAAUGACUGUAAAGCUGGCAAGAAGCUGCGGUACAAGCAGAUCGUUUGGGUCAAGCUUGGGAAUUACAGGUGGUGGCCAGCAGAGAUCUGCAAUCCCAGGUCUGUGCCUCUCAACAUACAGGGCCUCAAACAUGAUAUCGGGGACUUCCCAGUAUUUUUCUUUGGUUCACAUGACUACUAUUGGGUACACCAGGGCAGAGUUUUCCCUUAUGUUGAAGGAGAUAAAAGCUUUGCUGAGGGGCAAACUAGUAUUAACAAGACCUUCAAGAAAGCACUUGAAGAAGCAGCAAAGCGUUUCCAGGAACUGAAAGCACAAAGAGAAAGCAAAGAGGCAUUGGAAAUUGAAAGGAAUUCAAGGAAGCCUCCGCCCUAUAAACACAUUAAAUCCAACAAGGUGAUCGGGAAGGUGCAGAUCCAGGUGGCCGACCUGUCGGAGAUCCCGCGCUGUAACUGCAAGCCGUCGGACGAGAACCCCUGCGGGCUGGAGUCGGAGUGCCUCAACAGGAUGCUGCAGUACGAGUGCCACCCCCAGGUGUGCCCGGCCGGGGAGCGCUGCCAGAACCAAUGCUUCACCAAGAGGCUCUACCCCGACGCCGAGAUCAUCAAAACCGAGCGCCGUGGCUGGGGCCUCCGCACCAAGAGGAGCAUCAAAAAGGGUGAAUUUGUGAAUGAAUAUGUUGGGGAGCUGAUUGACGAGGAGGAGUGCCGGCUGCGGAUCAAACGUGCUCACGAGAACAGCGUCACCAAUUUUUAUAUGCUAACUGUAACCAAGGACCGAAUAAUAGAUGCUGGCCCAAAGGGGAACUACUCUCGUUUUAUGAACCAUAGUUGUAACCCAAACUGUGAAACACAGAAGUGGACAGUGAAUGGUGACAUUAGAGUUGGACUGUUUGCUCUUUGUGACAUUCCUGCAGGGAUGGAAUUAACAUUCAAUUACAACCUGGAUUGCCUGGGCAAUGGCAGGACCGAGUGUCACUGCGGAGCAGAAAACUGCAGUGGCUUCCUGGGAGUGCGGCCCAAGACAGCAUUUGCAACGGCAAAUGAAGAGAAGGUGAAAAAUGCAAAACUAAAGCAGAAGAAACGGAAAAUAAAAACAGAACAGAAGCAGAUGCAUGAAGAUAACUGUUUCCAGUGUGGAGAUGGGGGAGAGCUGGUCAUGUGUGAUAAGAAGGACUGUCCCAAAGCAUACCACCUCCUAUGCCUUAACCUGACUCAACCACCUUUUGGAAAGUGGGAAUGUCCAUGGCAUCAGUGUGACAUCUGUAGCAAUCCUGCCGUGUCCUUCUGUGAGUUUUGCCCCCAUUCCUUCUGUAAGGAUCACGAGAAGGGAGCCCUGGUGCCGUCGGCGCUGGACGGCCGCCUCUGCUGCUCCGCGCACGACCCCAAAUCUCCUGUGGCACCCGAGUACUGGAGCAAGAUCAAGUGCAAAUUGGAAGCACAGAAUGCUGUGGAAGAGGCAAAGGAGUGAAUUUGGUUAAAAACAAACAUGGGAGGGGAGAAGAGGGGCAGCAGGCGAUGAACUCAGAGUUUACAAUGCCACACUCGGCUUUGUCCUCGGAGCUGUCACGUGUGAGCUGGAAUGGGACCAUUGACCUGAGCGAGAAGGACCAGGCAGUGGUGUUUGGUUUUUAUUGUUUGGUCUUUCUUUUACCCUUGAAUGUGCUACAGCAGCUCUUACUGUUGGAAACCAGGAGCGUCUUGGCCUUUGAAGAAAACCGUAAACCUUUUGACAGUGAAAAGAAUAUUCUGUUUAAAAUAAUGUUCUUUGAGUGUAGAAAGCAAAGCAUAGCCACAUAUUUAUUUAUUUAAUUUUGAAAGGGUGUUGAAGAUCUGGCUUUGAUCAGUCAUCGUGUCUUUAAAAACAAAACAGCGAAGCCAACGUAACUUUUGUGUCUAGUUUAUGGAAAGAGCAAAGCCUCUCCCCUCUGUAACACUGAGAUGCCAAACAGACAGGUGUGGGUGUCAGACCAGGUGACUCUGAAAUGCCUCUGUUCCAGUACUUAUUGUUAAAGGCAUUGGAGAAGGUAGGUUGUCUCUCAUGUUUACUUAUGAAUAUUAUUGUGAAGCUUUUCCUGUGAGAAAUCAGGUGUGUGACUUCUGGGAAGUGCUCGUAACACAAGGUCUGGCAGUGGGGAAGAAAUGGUGGUGCCUUGCUCCAGAGCUGUCUUGGGUGUUUGCAGACAUGCAAAAAUGCAGAGUUUAAUUGCACAGUGGUCAUUUCUGUAUCCCACCUAUUUUGGAAACCCCUUCCAGGCAGGAGAGGCUCCCAGCCUCAGUCAGAGCUGAAGGCAGUCCUGCCAUGGGUUCCUCACCUGGUUUGGUGGCAGUUACUGAGUGAUUCUUCAGUCCUGCCUUCUCAGGCUCCCCUUGGCUUCAGGGAGACUUGGACACGUGAGGGACCUGACCCAUGUGCAUGUUGGUCUCGAUGGAGUGUUAAUAUUUCUUUGUUGAGAGAGAUCUUCUAACUUUAAUCUUCAUUGUUAAUGGAGCUGAGGAACAUCUCAGCACUUCCUCAAUGAACAGGGUAUUUUGUGUCUGGGUAAGGGGCCAUAUCCCAGCAGCCAGCUGAUGCCUCAGGAGAUGGUUCUGUCUUGGAUUUCCUCUGUUAAUCAGAGAGACAGACUCCUUCAGUGAGGCUGUCAAAGUGGCUUAUGUUGGCUCUUGCUCCAGAAUUUUUUUAGAAAACCUAUAUUCCUCCAUUUUUUUCUGCAAGGAGCCACAGGGCACUGGUGUCCCCAGGCUGGAGCUAGUUUUGGUGGCUCUUCCCCCCCAGCCCACGCUCUCACCAAGCACUGUCCCCCCUCCCUGCCCUGGUACAGCGAGUACUCCUGACUUGUGUGCUGAUAACAGCUGCUCCCUGCCAGCCUUUGCUCGUGGGUGCUGAAAAUAAUCAAAUGUUGCUGGCAUCUGGCUGAACUGAGCCUUGGAAUUAAGAACCUUGUCUCUGGAAAACUGCUUACACAAACCUGUGGGAACACGGAGACUUCUCAGAUCAAGAAAAAGCCUGUGUGGAAUUUAGAACGUGUCUUGCUUCUGCUGGUGUCCUUCUCAUCCUCAAACUGGUGUACAGGGGGAGUUUUUUGUGUGUGCAAUGGUAGAGUGAUGGAUACACUACAGCCCCUGAGCAGCUGCUGGGUCCUGCCCACACCUCCCUUGGGGUGCCAGACCCCACAGGUGGCUGGGGCACUCCUGGGACAGCAGCUCUUGGGAUCCCUAAAGCACUUCCUGCUGUGAGCCAUGCUCCAGUGAGGGUCUAACACUAACCCUGCUGGAAAGCAGUGCUGGAUUUUGGUAUUUUUAAAGAAAAAAAAAAAAAAAGGUACAAAAAGGAUUUUAUUUUUCUUAACGUUUUGUGUGGGAAAUGUCUCUUUUUAUGCUCUUAUUGAGGAUGUUUAACCUUCUCAGAAAUUCCAAACACAGCUCUUGCUACCACGUCUGUAGGGCCUGAGGUGUUCACUUUAUAUUCUUUAUUAGGCUUGAUAAUGUUCAGUGAUUUUCUCUGAAGUCAGAGCAUUCUGAUAGUGCAGCUAUCAGCUGAUAUAUUUUAUAUAUAUAUAUAUUUAUAUCUCUAUCUAUAUAUAUAUGUAUAUCUCUGUAUCUAUAUAUCUAUAUAUAUAGAUAGAUAGAUAGAUAUAGAUAUCAGAUAUGCUGCUGAUACUGUGCUGCUGUGUGAGUGCCCCAACCUGCUCCAUUCAUUCUGUGUCCAUGGUGACCUGCUGAGCAGAGGGACGUGGUGUGGCAGCACCAGGACACCUUGGGAACAUUAGACAGGAGCCACAGAGUGGCAGUGGCCACCCUGGCCGUGCCACAGUGCUGUGCCAGGGCACAGAAGGCCUUAAACUUCUCAAAUGCUGUGAUGGAGGCUGCUCCUCCUCCUGUGCCACUUUGUGUUCAGACUUCUUAGAGAUGCUUCUUUUUUUUCUCCACCAAAAAGUGAUUUGUAGCCAGCCAGCAGCUGGGCUUGGACUCAGGAGGGAAAACAGGAGAGGUUGUUUAGUUUGUGAACAAAACUUUGAUCUGAAGAGGACUCUUUCAAAAAGCUUUAAGGUUGUUAGAUGAGAGCAGGCCAGUUCAGAGAUCUUGGUGACUGCAGGGCGUGUUCUGAGUGCCAGGUUCAGAUGCUGAAAUGUACAUUUUAACCCCGACUUUGUAAGCUGAGUGACCAGAAUGUAGUUGCUUAGUGCAGCUCCUUUGCAAGGAAAGGAUUGCACAGCUGUUCUGAUGGAUUGCCUUCAGCAGAGUGGGAGGCAGCUGCUGAAUUAAUUUGUGUGGGCUCCAAAAUAAGGAAUCUUGGAUAGUUGGGUCAUUUCAUGCUGAGACCUAGGGGAAAUCCACAGAACUGCUAAUUUUGAUGGAGAACUGCAGCGUGCUGUCCCAGCACAUUGUUUUUCCUUCAUGGGAACACAGUGACAUGUUUUUCACCUACUUUCAUGUUAAAUUUUUGGGGUGGCCCCCACACUUCUGAUGACUUCCUGCCUCCAGCUCUGGCCUGAGUGAGCUGCCCUGCCCAGGGAACAGGGUUUGUGGUUUACUGGAGCUUCUUCUCUGCAGCUGCACCUGUGCACAGUGCAAGCAUCCUGCAGCCUGUGGCCAGAUGAAUCUAGAAGCAAGAAUUCCACGAUUCUGUGAUUCCAGUGGUGCAGAGGCUGGCUCCACCAUUCCUGAACACAUUGUGCAAGCAUUAGCUGUUGUAGCUGUCAGAUUAUUGUACAGAUUUGUCCUGUCCAUAGGCUGUUGAAGGUGUUUGCAGCUCAGGAUGGAAAUUUCAUGGGCAAAUCACCUUCUCUGGUCUUGGAGAAUCAGUUCAAAUGGAGUAAUGGGGCUGGAAUGUGGAUUUUUGGCCUUUCUUCUAAAAAAAAACCCUUCUUUUAUCUUAAUUUCAGGAUAGAAUGGGAAAGACACAAUUACUAGACGUAAUUAUCAAUGAGCAUAAAAUCUGUAUAUAUUGAAACUUUACAGAAUUAUGUGGGGGGGGAGGGUGGGAUGAGGGUGUCCGACGCUGGUACGGAGAAGUCACUUUAACAUGGAAACCUCUGCCUCAUUGAAUUCAGGGUUUAACGUACUUGAAGCUCUGCGGUUCCUUUUACAGCUUUUUUUUUAUUUAUACAUGAUUUUUUUUUGUAUACUGCAUUGAAAAUGUCCUUGACUUCCCCCCAAGUUCCUUCCUGCUCCCUCUGUCCAGUGGAUCCACGGCAAACGGGAGGGUUUGGGAGCAGCUGGCUCGGAGGUGUGUGCUCACCGGGUGUCGAGUGGGAGACGGCGACCUUGGAGCAAUGCUGUCCCUUUGCUUCCCAUUCCCAUCAGCUUUCCCCACCAUUUCUCUUUGUGUAGCAAAAACAUUUGCACUUACGAUACACUCCUACACGUUGGAUGUAUUCCCAGUGUUGUUCUGAGGGAAAAAGGAGAAAGAAAAAGGCAAAACGGGAAGAAAAGAAAGGUUGUUUCCUGUGAUACUGUAUUUCCGAGUGAGCAGCUCAGGUUUGUGUUCCCCUGGGAGGGGUCCUGCUGCUCCAGGGAGCUGGAACUGUGCUUUGUGUAGGGGAUUUCUGUGAUUAAUGUGAAUAAAAAAGGGAAAACAUGUAUGAAUUUGCCAAAGCCAUUUACCACUCCCUGUGCCCGGGGGCUGUGCCCUUGCUGUGCCACCACCAGCUCCAGGGGCAGGCAGCUGUGUGGGGUCCCUCUGGAGAUGCCUGGGGUCCCUCUGGAGAUACCUGGGGUCCCUCUGGAGAUCCCAGCUGCCUGGGGUCCCUGGGAGCCCCCCACCUUGCCGUUCUCUCUCGCUUUUGGGUCAUAACCAGCCUGGAUGACCCCCUGCGCUCCGUGUUCCAGGUGGAUCUGUAUCUCAUUUUGGUGUCACUUUUCCACCCAGCCAGCGGCGCUGCCACAACCCCCCCAGGGUGAUGCUGUCCCACCUGAGCCGGGGCUCGGGGGUUGCAUUCGGGGUGCUGUGAGGACCCCAGCCCGUCUGUCUCCACGCGAGCGAUGUUGCACAACACAGAUCCCCGCGGAUCCGUCUCCAUCCCCACGUGCUCUGUAAGAUGGACCUUUGUAGAGUCGUUAUUUCUGUAGACUUUGUUUAUCUGUAACAAACUUUGUAGAUUCUGUGAAAUGUUAUUUUAACGAAAUCACUCGAGUCUUUAAUAGCAAAGCGUCGAUAUUCACCGGAGUCGGUUUGGAAGAGUUUUUGGACGCAGAUGCAGCCCUGGCACUACCGAGGAGUGUCUGAUUCCACGGGGCAUUACUGUAUCAUGACUUGAUGUUGCCGCAUAGACUUUGAGAUAUCCAAUAUUUUGGGGGGUUUGUGUUGGCCUCUGUCCUCUUGCAUAGUGUGAAGCCUGUAAAGCUGGUUCCCUGUACAUAGAUAGCUCCUGUCCUCUAGGUAGAGCGUAUCGAGACUUGCCUGUAAUAUUUUAGCUUCUUACUGACUGUGUGUGAUGGUAGAAUAUAUAAUUUUUGUACAUUCUAUUUACUGAGAUGUUGCCUUUUUUUUUAUUUUAUUUUACAAAUACUCUGGAAUUCAGAUGUGUUUUUUUGGGUUUUGGUUUGGUUUUUUUGUUUUGGUUUUUUUUUCCUUUUUUUUUUUUCCCUUUUGCUUUUCCGUGAGGCUUCCUUUGGAAAGAUUUUUAAUGACAUUCCACUGAUCUGAAUUUUUUUUUUUGCUUGAGGUUGACUUCAAUAAAUCGUUCUGAAUGUU